Messenger RNA from Stylonychia lemnae, 2520 nucleotides. The record is from the annotation of a GenBank genome assembly. NCBI's taxonomy places the organism in Eukaryota, Ciliophora, Spirotrichea, Sporadotrichida, Oxytrichidae.
AUGCAAUUUUAGGUUCGACUGUUAUAAAAGAUCAGGCAUACAAAUAUCGUGGCUUAUAAAGACUCAUUUGUUGACAGAGAAUAAUAUUUGAAUAUGGUCAUGACUUAUUGUGAUGGGGGAGAUAUGUACACAAAGAUUAAAAACUCUAAAGGAAAGAACUUCCCAGAACCUUAAAUCAUAGAUUGGUUGGUUUAGAUGUCAUUAGCUCUUCUGUAUUUGCAUGAGAGAAAAAUCCUUCACAGAGAUAUGAAAACUCAAAACAUAUUCUUGAAAAACGGAAAAAUCAGAUUAGGAGAUUUCGGUAUAGCAAAGGUGCUAGAUAGUACGAAGGAUUUCGCUAACACAGUAAUAUUUAAUUGGAUAAUAUUUUAGUGCAUUGGAACUCCAUAUUAUAUGUCGCCAGAACUGUUCAAAAACAAACCAUACAGUUAUAAAUCUGAUGUGUGGGCACUUGGUUGUGUUUUGUAUGAGAUGUGUAAUCUCCGACACGCUUUUGAUGCCUAAUCUAUUAACGGACUAGCUGUAAAGAUUCUAAGAGGUUCAUAUCCUCCUCUCAAUAAUACAUACUCUAAGUAACUCAGGGAUUUGAUACAAAAAAUGCUUUCAGUCAAGCCAAGUACAAGACCAACAAUUCUAGACAUCUUAAAUAAGUCAUUUGUCAGAAAAAGAGCUAUAGCCUACAUUAAUGAAUGUGUAAAUGGACCUCCAGUAGAAUUAGCUCCCACAGAUGUUGAUGACAUGAACUAUGAUAGUGUCAAAGAUUAAGGUGAAAAACUUGGAUUUUUUGGUAAUACUCCAGAAAGUUAAUCUUCACUUUUGGCAGGCAGGGGCCCGAUUUCAGGUGCUAUGAAUGCUAAGAAAAUGAGAAAAGUGAUUGGUGGUUCAUAGAUUUAGUAAUAAAAAAUUCCAACUCCACUAGACUAGAAGAAAGAAUUGGCAAGACUUAAAAAGGAGAUUUUAGAGAAGAAGAGAUUGGAGAAAAAAGUGGCAUAACUAGAGACUGAGGCUUAAAAGAAAUAAAAAGAAUUCGCUGACAAAUUUGGUGAUCCAGCUAAACCCAAAUAAGGUGUUGGAGCCCCAAAUCAGCAAAAACCACCAUAAAGUAAAUAAAAAGCAAAAGAAUCGAUUAUUUAGAAAAAGGGUUCUGUGAUUUCUCAAUAACAAGAGACCCUUGUAAAUUAGAACCAAAAAGCUAAUAAAAAUUAGUCUUUUGUUAAAAAUGAGGGUUAGGAGGAAGAAAAAUCCUAAAUUAGCAUGGCAAUGAGAAAAGGGGAUCACACAACUUCCCAAAGCUCAAUUUCAAUAGAUAGCAAGAUGUCUUAGUAAACUAGUGGUCCAAUCAAUAGUUACUAGGAAUUCAGUAAAAUUUUCAAUCCUAAAUCUGUUGGACUUCAUCAAAAAGGGGUGAGAAGAAGUUCUCAUGAAAAUCCAUCUAAUCAAACUACUACUGUUAUAGAAGAAAAAUAAUAGCCAAUCAACAUCAAUAGAGGUGGAAGCUAGGUACCACCAGAAAAAGAGAUUGACUACAGAGCAAAAGUUAUGAUGGAGAAAGAAAAAAGAAGAAAGGAUGAAGAGGAGAAGAGACUUAGAGAGCUUGAUAAAAUCAGAUAGGAGACUGCCUAAAGGCGUCAAGAAGCAUUCUAAAAAGAACAACUUCAAUACAGACCUUCAACCGCUUUGAAGAUGUGUCUUGGGGAAUAGAAUUAAGUUGAGACAGCAAGUACUGCAUCUGGAACCACUAUACAAAUGAAUCUGAGCGCUAGUAAAUAAAAAAAUAAGAAAAUUGAGGAAGACUAUAGUAUGUUUGAAGAGGUGAAAGAUGAUGAGUUAGAAGAUAUUAUUGAAGAGGAGAUUGAGGAAGAAUCUGAAGAUGAAAGGGCAGAUGACUUAAUGUUGACUAGUAAUGAAGAAAGAGAGGAGAGAAGAGCCUAAAGAGAAGAAUUGAAAACAUUGAAGACUCAACUAAUGACAAUGAAGUAAAAGCUUACAAUGAAGACUGUGAGGAUUGAGGAGAUCAAAGAGACUUUAAAAAGAACACAGUUAAUGACUAGAGUACUUAAAGAUGGAACAGUAGUUCCAGAUCCUGAGAUAAUAGAUGAGGUAGUUAAGGAAUAUGAGAAUCAAGAAGAAGAUGAAGAGGAAGAUCCUGGACAGGAUGAAUUCAAUGGAGAAGAUGAUGAGGAUGAAUUAGGAGGUCUUGAUGAGGAUGAGGAAAACGAAGAUGAUGAAGAUGAUGGAAUGGAUAACGGUUUGGAGUAAGUUGAUCCUCAAAUCCUUAAGAUUCGAGAAAGAAUUAAAUUUUUAAGACAUAGAUGCAUGGCUAGUUUAGGCAAUCAACUAUUUGAGAAGGCUCUAAAUUCUUUAAAAUCUAACUAUAAUAAGAGUGCUGAUGAGAACAGAGAGAUGCUUAUUAAAAUAUUGGGCGAAGAGAGUAUUGGUUUCUGGGCCAUAUUUGAUCAGAUUGUUUUCUUUGAAGGAAUGCUUGAUGAAAUCUCGACGAAUGAAAGUGGAACAGAUUGA